CGUAGAGAAGAUUGCGGCGCGCUGAAAUGAUGCAAUCGAUCUCCGAUCUAGUGUUGGAUAUGACCUGUCUCGGGGGUUAAUGGACGAAAAGAAAAAGCAAACAAGCCAAGCUGUCGUUGGCCUUAUCCACUGAAGGGGAUUCGCACUCUCGGCCUCACCCACCCAUCAGGACAGCGACAGGGACAGGGCUGGAGAGGUGGUGACUCGAUGAGGUGAAAGGCUUGCUAAGCGACUAAUCAUCGCUACGGGGUCAUCCGGGUUCCCCCCCUCCUUCGUCCACUCCUUCUCCUCCAGCGUCGUCCAUCUUGGCUCUUGGUUUUUUUUUCCUUUCCCCGCUAUGCGCGCUCUGGAGCCUCAUACCCACCAUGGCCGUCGCUGAAUCGCUCUCCACCUCUUUUCAGGCACGAUCGGUCUUGGUGUGAUGCUGCCACUCAUCCGCGUGUGUUGGCCUGGACGGUUGUAAAUCUAAUCACAAAAAGGUAAUGCGAUGUCUUCUUCCCAUGUGAAACUCACUUUCACGCCUGUUACUUUCCCCGCUUCGACGGCCUCGUCCAUCAAGCAGGGGAAUGGUGACUUCCCCACGGCCAUGACUGGCUCUGUGUCUUCCCUCGCUGCACACAGACUAAGCAUGUGGGAACAGGCUCUCUCGAUCGCUCUCUCAGACAGGAUCGCAUUUCGCUGCCCAUCUCGGGGCGCGUUGGCGUCCUCCUCGAUUAUCAGAGACAUUUAAACUCCGUACACUGCACCUGGGCUUCUUCAUCCCCCGGGUC
Molecule: messenger RNA, 770 nt
Organism: Aspergillus ibericus CBS 121593
Lineage: Eukaryota; Fungi; Ascomycota; Eurotiomycetes; Eurotiales; Aspergillaceae
Exons: 1
Coding region: 488-730 (80 amino acids)
Source: RefSeq, a predicted model, not a curated record